ACUGUCUUACUCGCAGGUACAGGCACUGACGUGAUCCCCGCCUCUAGUACAUUUUCAUGUUAAAGCCUUUCCAUAACCUAUAGCAAUCUCCUUUAUAAUCUCUGCCGUAAAAUCCGGAGUCAUUUACAUAAACUACAUGAUAAAGAUCAUAUUUUCCAUUCCUAUUCUUUUAUGUCCCCAAACAAGCUCUUCCAAUUGGCCGUUUGAAUUGAUUGGAAUUAUUGCAAAUUGAAAUUGACAGAAACUGUAUUGCAAUUCCUGGCUUUUCUACGCCAUUCCAUUGUGGUUGACUAUUUUGGUAAUCGAGAAUAAAUUGUUUGGAGAAAAUGGGGACUGGCCGGAGCCAAUUCACUGAUGAAGAACUUCAGGAUUACCAGGACUUGACGUAUUUUACAAAGAAGGAAGUUCUAUAUGCUCACCAAAAAUUCAAAGCGCUGGCCCCUGAAAAAGUAGGACACAACAGAAAUGCAAAAUUACCAAUGUCGAAAAUCCUUCUCUAUCCAGAACUUCGAGUUAACCCAUUUGGAGACAGAAUUUGCAAAGUCUUCAGUUCAAGUCAGGAUGGCGACUGUACGUUUGAGGAUUUUUUGGAUAUGACAUCUGUGUUUAGUGAUGCUGCACCCAAAGCUGUAAAAGCUGAACAUGCCUUCAGAAUAUUUGGAUAAUUUCAGACGUGUUGCCGCAAGUUGGCUGGCCAUACGCACCACACUCGAAUUAAUUAGUCGCAAAAAGGCCCAGGAUUACUCCAUAUUAGUGUUUUAUUUCUUUGUAUUAUUUUUUCGUUAAC
Messenger RNA from Fopius arisanus, 787 nucleotides. Its product is annotated as calcium and integrin-binding protein 1. The record is from RefSeq and is a predicted model, not a curated record. Gene Ontology annotation, molecular function: magnesium ion binding; calcium ion binding. Lineage: Eukaryota; Metazoa; Arthropoda; Insecta; Hymenoptera; Braconidae. The transcript is spliced from 4 exons. The coding region runs from base 327 to 665 and encodes 112 amino acids.